GACCUGUUCUUCGCUUCAGUUGGGAAUUGGCUUUAGUUAGGGACAUGAGCCUAGCAGCAUGACCCGCCAGGUAUUCCAGUGAAGAGGCAUGAAAGCUAUCAAACCGCCUGGUCACAGGUCUACAAGUUAAACGGGGCAUCAAAGAAAAUCUAGAAAGACAGCGGAUGCGUGUUCGAAAAGAUCACAUCCUGUUGAAACAAGCGACCGGAUGCUUUCCUGAGAUGAGUUCUAAAAAACACAGCGAUUAUCGCAUGACUUCUGGGCACGUCGUGAUGGCGCGGUACUCUUCUUAGAAUCACGCCGAGAUCGUGCGGACUGCGAAUGUCAACUACAGCUUAUUAGUGAUGUCAAAUUGCUGGUGGCAUCUUUGGUCCGCGCGGGCCUGCUAACACGUUUGGAUUAGUUCCUCCGGGGACUCAUUGGCGUUAAGAUUAACGACUUAAGACGGCAGGCUUAAUGGGAGAGGUUUAAUCGAUUCGGUUGCUGAUACUGUUUCCAAUGCGUGACGUGAAUACAUAACAUUAUUGUUCUUUGUCGACAACGGCGUGUUCGCGCCAGGGGUUUUGGGUGGUGACUAAGGCCCUUCUACCCUACAACAACAGUGAUUGUGUUCUGUUGAUUGAUUAAUGUUUUCUUUACAAUGAUCCCUUGGUUAUUAGUGUAUGCGCUGCCAAGAUAAAGGGCAAGCGCUCGUUAUCUCACACGGGACGUUAAAAACCUAUUGGAAGUCGACGUAUUACGUGCUGUGCCCCUACUCUGUAUCAUUGCGACUGAGGAGACAUGAGUGGCAAGGGCUUCGCACCGAUGAAUUUGUCAGUGUUAGCGCUGGAGACUCGCGGCGGAAACACUUCGGAAGCCUUUGCCGAGAGACUGACAGCGCUUUCCAAUCAGAGUGUUCGGCCGUUGCUGUUUGACGCCAGAGAACUCGGUUGCGAGAUGUCAACGCUUUAUUACAACUGGGAAAAGGAGUUUGAGGCUUGUGUCGACAACGACACAGGGAUGGGCGGCAACUCCACGAUGUUGAGGACCCCCACCCCCUGGCCUCUUAACACCGUGAUUUUGGGGGUCAUAUUCGGCGUGAUUUUUCUCCUGGUUGGACUGGUGGGGAACGUCAUGGUGGUUUUAGUUGUAACCAAAACGCGCACCAUGCACUCGCCUACGAACUGCUACUUGGUCAGUCUGGCAGUGGCAGAUAUCACAGUUUUACUUUCAGCAACGUUGCCUAACAUUGUCAGCCUUUUCCUCUACAUAGAAGACUUUCCGUACGGCGUGGUCGGGUGUGCCUUUUUAACUUUCUUAACUUACCUUGGCGUUAACGCCUCAGCGUUGUCCAUCACGGCGUUCACGAUAGAACGCUACGUCGCAAUCUGUCACCCAAUGAAGGCUCAAACUCUGUGCACUGUCGCUCGGGCCAAGCGGAUCAUACUUAUCCUGUGGGCCUUUAGUAUAACGUACUGCGCCCCAUGGCUGGGUCUGACCAAACUAAAUACAGCGAAGUAUGUCGGGGGGAUAGAAUUAGACGACUGCAGCCUUCGACUGGAUCGUAAAACAUAUGGGAUCUACUACACGGCUGAUUUCAUCGUGUUUUAUGCAGUUCCCUUGUUGCUCACAGCGGUCCUUUACGUUCUCAUAGCUCGAAUGUUGUUCCUCAGCCGAGGGCUGUCGGCGCCCAAACCGACCGUGGUGAGAAAGUCGUCCCGAAAUGGAGAGCACUGUUUCAAAAACAAGGCCGCUACUUCACGAGUACAGGUUGUGAAGAUGCUGGUAGUGGUAGUGGCCCUGUUUGCUGCGCUGUGGCUGCCGUACCGACUCCUGGUGCUGUACAACUCAUUUGUUGUGAAGAUGCUGGUAGUGGUAGUGGCCCUGUUUGCUGCGCUGUGGCUGCCGUACCGACUCCUGGUGCUGUACAACUCAUUUGUAGACAAGCAUUUCCUGAACCUUUAUUACAUCUUGUUCUGCCGGAACAUGAUAUUCCUCAAUAGCACCAUCAACCCUAUCCUCUACAAUGCCAUGUCCAUCAAGUUCAGGACAGCGUUUCGAAGG
This is a messenger RNA of Lingula anatina, 2043 nucleotides long. RefSeq names its product thyrotropin-releasing hormone receptor-like. Gene Ontology annotation, biological process: G protein-coupled receptor signaling pathway. Gene Ontology annotation, molecular function: thyrotropin-releasing hormone receptor activity. Gene Ontology annotation, cellular component: membrane. Lineage: Eukaryota; Metazoa; Brachiopoda; Lingulata; Lingulida; Lingulidae. The record is from RefSeq and is a predicted model, not a curated record.